AUGAUGACGUGCCGUCUGCUGUGCGCCCUGUUGGUGCUUGCCCUGUGCUGCUGCCCGUCCGUGUGCGUGACAGCUCAAGACCCCGAUUCACCGUCAUCUUCUCCGGAGGGAACGGGUGUGGCCAGGGCGGAAGGGGGAGUAGGCACGGGCACUGGCGCGGAACCGGAAUUUGUGAGGAAAAAUGAGGAUGGGCCACGAAAUAAGGAAACUACCACGCCAAAUACAGAAGCUAUCUCCGUUGAGGUUCAGACACUAAACACGGAAGCUGGCGUGGCGGGGCAAUCAGGUUCGGUGAACACUAAGGGACAGGAUGUGGAAGAAAUCCCCGGUCCGUUACAGAAACCAGAUGCUGCCAGUGCGAGAGAGGCUGUAAAAAAAGCCAAUACGGAAAUAAAACCAAGUAAUACGACGACGACGACCACCACUACAACACAGGCACCAAGUACCACGAUCACAGAGGCGCCAAAUACGACGACGACGACGACGACAACUGCGCCAGAGGCACCAAGUAGCACGGCCAUGAAUGUGGAGGCGCCUACUACGACGAAGACCACCCGCGCGCCGUCACUUCUUCGCGAAAUCGACGGCAGCCGCAGCGGCUCUGCGUGGGUGUGUGCCCCGCUGCUGCUCGCCGUAUCCGCGCUGGCGUACACCACUCUGGGCUAA
Messenger RNA from Trypanosoma cruzi, 666 nucleotides. Its product is annotated as mucin TcMUCII, putative. Bases 1 to 666 code for a protein of 221 amino acids. The transcript has a single exon. The record is from RefSeq and is a predicted model, not a curated record. NCBI's taxonomy places the organism in Eukaryota, Euglenozoa, Kinetoplastea, Trypanosomatida, Trypanosomatidae.